Armigeres subalbatus is the source of this 816-nucleotide messenger RNA. Its product is annotated as piggyBac transposable element-derived protein 4-like. The record is from RefSeq and is a predicted model, not a curated record. Lineage: Eukaryota; Metazoa; Arthropoda; Insecta; Diptera; Culicidae.
AUGCGGUCGAAACCGGGCAAAUACGGGAUUAAAAUUUGGUGUUUAUCAUGUGUAAAAUGUUAAUAUAUUUGCAACGUAGAUAUCUACACCGGAAAGAAAGGAAAUAAAUCCGAGAAGGGCCAAGGAAAACGUGUCGUGGAGCAGCUAAUUGAACCAUUCACCAACGAGUGGAGAGAGGUCACAACUGACAACUUUUUCACUUCGUUGGAGUUUGCCGAAAGGCUUUGGGAAAAACAAACUCUUAUCACCGGGACUGUGCGACAAAACAAACCGAGUAUUCCACCUGAGUUUGUGACAUGUAAAGGACGAGAUCAACCUGGAGUAACUUUGGAGGCAUUCAACGGUCAAGCAACGUUGACUUCAUUUGUAGACGGGAAAAAAAAACCGGUGAUUAUUCUGACGACAACCACCAUCCGGCGUUCAGAAUCAGGAAAGAAACCGGCAAUCGUUUUGCAUUAUAAUGCGACGAAAGGAGCCGUAGACGCCGGAGAUUUCAUAACAAGAAAAAAUAAUUGCGUCCGAAAGACACGCGUGUGGACCAAAAAGGUAAUUAUGGAAUUGAUCAGCAUCGCUACGCUGAAUGCAAGCUGUCUAUUCCAUAUGAAAUAUCCUUUAUUCCACAAAGGAGAUAAACGUUGGAGGACAGAAUACCUCAAACAGUUGGUCAACGAACUAGUUCGAGGUAAUGUGGAGGAUCGACUCAAAUCGCCAUAUUUAGCAGCAUCAAUUAAGAAGCUGCUGACCAAAUUCCUUGAACUGCCAGUUGAACAUUAUAAAAAUGACAGCAACUAUCAAUUUGCGGACGAAUUAUCAUAA